Molecule: messenger RNA, 4447 nt
Organism: Microcebus murinus (gray mouse lemur)
Lineage: Eukaryota; Metazoa; Chordata; Mammalia; Primates; Cheirogaleidae
Source: RefSeq, a predicted model, not a curated record
AUGACCAUCUGUGCUGGGCCUGGCGAGAGUAAAAGAAAACCCAAGAAAACCCAACUCAUUCAACAGAAAACUGUUCAAAGAUCAGGUCCUCCUUAUUCUCCAUCAAACUUUCAUAAUUUUCAUAGCUUCAGGCCUAUUGCCCAACAGCCAGAGGCACGCAAACAUGGAUACAUACCACAGAAACACUACACGAAAACACAUAAUUACAAGAUCCAAAAAUAUCAACCUAACUACUCUCGUGCACGUAAAAAUAUCUGUAAGAAGCCAUCUCUGUCACCAACCUUUUAUAGGAAAAAUUGUCUUAAGCGCCGUAACUUUAAAAAGCCAUUUACAAGAAUCCCUUCACAAUUCCUUCCAAAAGCAACCACCACCUCUUUUCUACCCAACGAAGUUUCUAGCACCCCUCCGUACGAACCCACCAGCAUUCCAGUAACUACUGAAUCGAUUAUAGAAGUUUCUGUGGCCACCACUGAACCCCAAAUAUCACCAGCCGCCCAACAAGAGGAAGGGACUCCGGCCACCACCCAGGCUAACGCUGCCACGACAGUGGCCACUGGGACCCAAACACCUUCGUCAGCCACCACAGAAGCGGAAGUGACUCAAGCCACCCCGGAAGCUAACGCUGCCACGACAGCGGCCGCUAGGACCCAAACGCCUUCGCCAGCCGCCACAGAAGGGGAAGGGACUCUGACCACCCCGGAAGCUAACGCUGCCACAACAGUAGCCACUGGGACCCAAACGCCUUCGCCAGCUGCCACAGAAGGGGAAGGGACUCUGACCACCCCGGAAGCUAACGCUGCCACAACAGUGGCAACUGGGACCCAAACGCCUUCGCCAGCUGCCCCAGAAGCGGAAGUAACUCCAACCACCCCGGAAGCUAACGCUGCCACAACAGUGGCAACUGGGACCCAAAUGCCUUCGCCAGCUGCCCCAGAAGCGGAAGUGACUCUGACCACCCCAGAAGCUAACGCUGCCACGACAGUAGCCGCUGGGACCCAACCGCCUACGCCAGCCGCCUCAGAAGCGGAAGUGACUCAAGCCACCCCGGAAGCUAACGCUGCCACGACAGUGGCUGCCGGGACCCAAACGCCUUCACCAGCCGCCCCAGAAGCAGAAGUGACUCCAGCCACCCCAGAAGCUAACGCUGCUACAACAGUGGCCGCUGGGACCCAAACGCCUUCACCAGCCGCCUCAGAAGCGGAAGUGACUCCAGCCAGCCCAGAAGCUAACGCUGCCAUGACAGUGGCUGCUGGGACCCAAACGCCUUCGCCAGCCGCCACACAAACAGAAGGGACUCCGGCCACCCCGGAAGCUAACGCCGCUGGGACCCAAACGCCUUCGCCAGCUGCUCCAGAAGCAGAAGUGACUCCAGCCACCCCAGAAGCUAACGCUGCUACAACAGUGGCCGCUGGGACCCAAACGCCUUCACCAGCCGCCCCAGAAGCAGAAGUGACUCCAGCCACCCCAGAAGCUAACGCUGCUAUGACAGUGGCCACUGGGACCCAAACGCCUUCGCCAGCCUCCCCAGAAGCAGAAGUGACUCCAGCCACCCCAGAAGCUAACGCUGCUAUGACAGUGGCCACUGGGACCCAAACGCCUUCGCCAGCUGCCACAGAAGCAGAAGGGACUCCGGCCACCGCGGAAGCUAAUGCUGCCAUGACAGUGGCCACCGGGACCCAAAUGCCUUCGCCAGCCGCACAACAAACGGAAGUGACUCCAGCCACCCCGGAAGCUAACACUGCUACGACAGUGGCCGCUGGGACCCAAAUGCCUUUGUCAGCUGCCCCAGAAGCGGAAGUGACUCCAGCCACCCAAGAAGCUAACGCUGCCACGACAGUGGCCGCUGGGACCCAAACGCCUUCGCCAGCCGCCUCAGAAGAGGAAGGGAUACCAGCCGCCCCAGAAGCAGAAGUGACUCCGGCCACCCUGGAGGCUAAUGCUGCCACAACAGUGGCUGUGAGGCCCCAAAUACCUUGCCUGCCGCACACGCGGAGAUGACUCCAGCCACCCCAAGUUGCCACACAGUCGUCGCUACUUAAGCAGAAACCACCAAUAUAAUGACAUCUGAACCCAAAACAACUCCAACAAUGGCUAAUGUCCCUGGAACCACCCCAAUAAUCAAAUCUAAACUCAUAGUAAUCCAAGCAAAUCCUAAAUCUACCCCAAUGGCUACCACUGAACCUAAAAACAGUAUAGUAACCUCUGUUAAGCCUGAAAGCAUUCCGAUAACCUCCACUGAACCCAAAAUAACCACAAACAAUCACCAGUGAAGCCGAAAUCCCAGAAAACGCUGCACAAUCUGAAACUACUCCAGAAAAGACUAGUCAACAAGAAACCAUCCCAGAUACAGCUCUCAGAACUGAAAACCAACUAAAUUAUGCUGAACCCAAAACCACUCCCAAAAGCACUGCUGAACAAACUACCCAAGAGACCAACACUGAUCCCAACACCACCACAAAGAUCACCCUUGAACAUGAAACCAACCAAAUGACUAGCACCAAACAGGAAACCACCACCCAAAAUUCCUCUCGAACACAAAACCAACCCUAAGAAUACUUGAGAAACUGAAACUACCCAAACAAAAUAACCACUGAACCCUAAACCAUCCCCCAGAGACCACCCCAAAUACUGAAACUACUCUGUAAAGCACUGCUAAAUCUGAAACUAUCCCCAAAACACCACCAUUAAGCCUGAAACCACUCCCAGAAAGCACUACUAAAGCUGAAAUUACCCCAGAAUCCACCACUGAACCCAAAACAAUCCUCGAAAAACCUGCCAAAACCAAAACCACCCCCAGAAACCACUGAUCAACAUAAAUCCACUCAACACCACUGAACUGGAAACCACCCCACAACCAACUUUGAAACCACUACAGAAACUGCUGAUGAAUCCCAAACCACCCCUGGAAAGCAAUGAUGAACAUGAAGCCAUACCGUAAAACAGUUCUGAACAUGGAACCACCCCAGAAACCACCUGCAAACCCAAAACCACCCCCAGACAACACCUGAACCUGAAACUACUCCAACAACUAACACCAAAUUACAAACUGCCCCUAGAGACUACCACUGAACCCUAAACCACCUCAGAGAGCACCAGUGAAGCUAAAACUUCCCCAAAGAUCACUGCUGAAUCUGAAAACAUCCCCACUACAAUCACCAAACCCCACAUCGUCCAAGAAACCUCUGCUAAAUCCACAACCACCCAAGAAAUCCAUACUAGACACAAAACCACCCUAGAGACUACCGUUAAACUCAAAACCACCCUCAUUAAUGACUGUUGAACCUGAAAUCACCCCAGCAAUCACUGCUGUGCUUAAAAUCACCCCAAAGAAUACCAAUGUGCCUGAAGCUACCCCAAAAACUAUCAUUGAACACAAAACAGCUCUGUCAAAGUAGAGAUUUCCAGCACUGGACCUGAAAUAUCCACUCCCUGAACUACAAUGAAUGACCCAGACCACAACUGAACUAGUCAUAACCACUUCUCUAAUCCCAUAUCCUUCUACUACAACAAACACAGCUCAAGCGCUGAUUACUUCAGCUACCUCUACACUUCUUCAGCGACUCCAUGUAUUAAUAGACAAGCAUACCACAUUUCAAUUGUGGACCAUCAGCUGCCAAAACCCUUUUUGCCAACUUAAGCAUUACUGUUAAAACUAUUAGGUUAAAAAUAUAGGCAUAAAGUACUCUCAGCUUUUAGUAAAUAUGAUCUUAUAAGUAUAAAAGACAAAGUAUAAUUUCAAAGUCUUACUAUCAUGACCAAUCAUGAAAGUAUUCAUCUAUAACAAUUACUAAAAUAAAAAUCACUCACAUGGAACUGAGAAGGGUGGCAAAAAAAAAAAUCACUCACAAUUUAGAAUAAUGCCCCUAUUUACUUGCUGUAGUUACUGUAUCCCAAAACUAUAUCACCUAUAAUUAAAAAUAAAUAACUGCUUUCCUAAAAGCCAGAUUUCCCUAGAUGGAAAUCUAUUCAAUUAAAUUUUAAAAAUAAAACUUUACUUAUGAAUUAUAUCACUUAGGAAUGAGGAAACGUGUCAACCUUCGUAAUUCCUAGAAUGACACGUUCAGCCUGAAAAACAUUAAAAAUACCAAAUAUAUGAAUUCCCUCUUGAAUAUUUUUGGUUUUUUACUUCUCUAUAAAUUCAAUGAUAAAUAAUAAAAAUGUAUGGAUUGGUUAAUAACGUUGUAGUUAUAAAAAAUGGAAUAUCCCUAUAGAGAGAAUAGAAUGGAAAUCUGUCAAUAAAUGGCUUCAUGACAUCCUAAUUAUGGAAGAAACUAAUAAAAACAAGAAGCAUGUUGCUAAUGGGCCAUACUUCAUUAAUUACAAAUCAGAUUUUAAUCAUCUAUUUUUUAUCAAAACUAUUGAUAUUGGUUUUGUUGAAAAAUGCUACAAUGCAAAUUUUCAUGGAGUGUUUACAAGAAUGUUAUGAAACAAUUUUUCAAUUAUUAAC